This is a messenger RNA of Callithrix jacchus (white-tufted-ear marmoset), 6370 nucleotides long. RefSeq names its product beta-transducin repeat containing E3 ubiquitin protein ligase (gene BTRC). The record is from RefSeq and is a predicted model, not a curated record. Lineage: Eukaryota; Metazoa; Chordata; Mammalia; Primates; Cebidae. Gene Ontology annotation, molecular function: protein dimerization activity.
UUCCCAUCAGCCGAUUUCCUCUGCUUGAGGGCAAGUUAUCUAAAUCUGACUCGUCGGCAACCGCAACGCUACCGCAGUGAACUGUGGGAGUUGCGGUUCACGGCAUAGCCUCAGUUUUUGCUUCGGGAAGCUUUAGAACUACUAAUCCCGUGAGCCAGUGGGCUUUCGCCUGCCCACUGAGAAGCUGAUUCUUCUUGGCCCCAUCAGCCUGUGCCUGAGAGGUAAGAGAGGGCGGGGGGAAGGAAGAGGAGGCGGGAUCCGGGCGCUGCGUUGGCUGCGGCCUGGCACCAAAGGGGCGGCCCCGGCGGAGAGCGGACCCAGUGGCCUCGGCGAUUAUGGACUCAGCCGAGGCGGUGCUGCAAGAGAAAGCACUCAAGUUUAUGUGCUCUAUGCCCAGGUCUCUGUGGCUGGGCUGCUCCAGCCUGGCGGACAGCAUGCCUUCGCUGCGAUGCCUGUAUAACCCAGGGACUGGCGCACUCACAGCUUUCCAGAAUUCCUCAGAGAGAGAAGACUGUAAUAAUGGCGAACCCCCUAGGAAGAUAAUACCAGAGAAGAAUUCACUUAGACAGACGUACAAUAGCUGUGCCAGACUCUGCUUAAACCAAGAAACAGUAUGUUUAGCAAGCACUGCUAUGAAGACUGAGAAUUGUGUGGCCAAAACAAAACUUGCCAAUGGCACUUCCAGUAUGAUUGUGCCCAAGCAACGGAAACUCUCGGCAAGCUAUGAAAAGGAAAAGGAACUGUGUGUCAAAUACUUUGAGCAGUGGUCAGAGUCAGAUCAAGUGGAAUUUGUGGAACAUCUUAUAUCCCAAAUGUGUCAUUACCAACAUGGGCACAUAAACUCAUAUCUUAAACCUAUGUUGCAGAGAGAUUUCAUAACCGCUCUGCCAGCUCGGGGUUUGGAUCAUAUUGCUGAGAACAUUCUGUCAUACCUGGAUGCCAAAUCACUAUGUGCUGCUGAACUUGUGUGCAAGGAAUGGUACCGAGUGACCUCUGAUGGCAUGUUAUGGAAGAAGCUCAUCGAGAGAAUGGUCAGGACAGAUUCUUUGUGGAGAGGCCUGGCAGAACGAAGAGGGUGGGGACAGUAUUUAUUCAAAAACAAACCUCCUGAUGGGAAUACUCCUCCCAACUCUUUUUAUAGAGCACUUUAUCCUAAAAUUAUACAAGACAUUGAGACAAUAGAAUCUAAUUGGAGAUGUGGAAGACAUAGUUUACAGAGAAUCCACUGCCGAAGUGAAACAAGCAAAGGAGUUUACUGUUUACAGUAUGAUGAUCAGAAAAUAGUAAGCGGCCUUCGAGACAACACAAUCAAGAUCUGGGAUAAAAACACAUUGGAAUGCAAGCGAAUUCUCACAGGCCAUACAGGUUCUGUCCUGUGUCUCCAGUAUGAUGAAAGAGUGAUCAUAACCGGAUCAUCGGAUUCCACAGUCAGAGUGUGGGAUGUAAAUACAGGUGAAAUGCUAAACACAUUGAUUCACCAUUGUGAAGCAGUUCUGCACUUGCGUUUCAAUAAUGGCAUGAUGGUGACGUGCUCCAAAGAUCGUUCCAUUGCUGUAUGGGAUAUGGCCUCCCCAACUGACAUUACCCUCCGGAGGGUGCUGGUUGGACACCGAGCUGCUGUCAAUGUUGUAGACUUUGAUGACAAGUACAUCGUUUCUGCAUCUGGGGAUAGAACUAUAAAGGUAUGGAACACAAGUACUUGUGAAUUUGUGAGGACCUUAAAUGGACACAAACGAGGCAUUGCCUGUUUGCAAUACAGGGACAGGCUGGUAGUGAGUGGCUCAUCUGACAAUACUAUUAGAUUAUGGGACAUAGAAUGUGGUGCAUGUUUACGAGUGUUAGAAGGCCAUGAGGAAUUAGUGCGUUGUAUUCGAUUUGAUAACAAGAGGAUAGUCAGUGGGGCCUAUGAUGGAAAAAUUAAAGUGUGGGAUCUUGUGGCUGCUUUGGACCCCCGUGCUCCUGCAGGGACACUCUGUCUACGGACCCUCGUGGAGCAUUCCGGAAGAGUUUUUCGACUCCAGUUUGAUGAAUUCCAGAUUGUCAGUAGUUCACAUGAUGACACAAUCCUCAUCUGGGACUUCCUAAAUGAUCCAGCUGCCCAAGCUGAACCCCCCCGUUCCCCUUCUCGAACAUACACCUACAUCUCCAGAUAAAUAACCAUACACUGACCUCAUACUUGCCCAGGACCCAUUAAAGUUGCGGUAUUAAACGUAUCUGCCAAUACCAGGACAAGCAACAACAGUAACAAACUACUGCCCAGUUUCCCCGGACUAGCCGAGGAGCAGGGCUUUGAAACUCCUGUUGGGACACAGUUGGUCUGCAGUCGACCCAGGAUGGUCUACUCAGCACAGCUGACUGCUUCAGUGCUGCUAUCAGAAGAUGUCUUCUAUCUUUUGUGAAUGAUUGGAACUUUUAAACCUCCCCUCCCCUCCCCUCCUCCUUUCCUCUCUGCACCUAAUUUUUUCCCAUUGGUUCCAGACAAAGAUGACUUAUAAAUAUAUUUAGUGUUUUGCCACAAUCUCUCUUGCUUUGCCAUUAAGCAGAAGAACUAGUUUCCCUAUAUAGCCUGCUGGGAAAGACCCACUUCUAGUGGAUGGGGGGUGGAAUGCAGCUUCAAGCCAGAUAGUGCCCAGUGUCUCCCCAUUAAUGCAGGAAUGGGAAGCACCUGGCCAGAGCAGCGCAGUCCCACUGUGCUUAAGAGGAGACGGAGCUCUCUGUAUAGCCUCUGAGGAAAAAAAAAAAAAAAAAAGAAAACAGGAGUGUAUACACUGGAAGAUCUGGGCCUCCUGCCUGCCUUCUCUUUGUUUCUCUUCCUCUUCCCUUCUACUUUCCCACUCCCCUUCAACAACUCUUUUCUCUCUGCUCCACCUGAGAAGAAAGUAUAUGAAGAGAGUGUCCUCCUUUAGCAUGAGGCAGAUCAGCCAGAAAAUGCAAUACUUGCAAGAGUUAAAUGCUGUUCAGUCAAGAUUUCAGACCCAGGCCUUUGCUGCAAGUGACCCUGUGGCAACAGUGGAUUCUCGGACAUGAUACUCUCAUCAUAUUUGCAACUCUUCUCUCUCUUUCCCCACACCCAAGAGGAGGAUGGGUAGGCGGGGGAAGCAGAAGUUUCCUGGGCCCCAUCAAUGGCUGUAUCUUUUCUGGACUCAGCAGUCUCCUUGAUUCCAUGUAGAGUGUGGAAAGGAGUUGCUGAUUGCAUUUCCUCUCAUUAACAAUUAGGUGUGUAAUAAAAAGCAUUGUACUUCAUCUUAAAUCACUAGUAAGGCUCAGCCUACAGAAAGGUUUGAAAUGGCCAAAGCCAGUCGCUUGGUGCAUUCUGCAUAAUGGUUUCCAUCUCUGAUUUCUUCAUCAGGGCCUGUGAGUACCCAGGUGCCUGUAUCUUUGCCAAGACCAUGAUCAAAGUAGCUUAAGAGAGAUGGUCAGGAGAAAAUAUCAUCUCUCAAAAAUUGAUCUCACCCUGUGAACCUUGCACUGCAGAACCAACCUUCUGCUUCUCCCACACCCAGUGUCUGCAGAAGGGCAAAGCGGCCCAAGAGAGAGGAUCAGGGUGAAGUUUGGCACACAGGGUUUAUUAAUGGGGCAGAAACUGCCUUUUCUUCCUCCUCCUGACCUUAUUUUGCUCUCCACUCUCCCCAACCAGUAAAAUAUCUGUGGCAAUUGGUGAACAGCAUAAACAGCUGGACCUCAGCAAAGGCCAGGCAAACCUGGCCACUCAGAAGGUAGCUGUGUGAGUUGCCAGCUAGUGGGCUUCAGGUGCAAGGGCACCUGUGCCACACCAACCCAGAAGCACAGAGAAUACUAUUAAUGUGCACCCAGCUGGUCUUCCCAGGCAGGAGUGGACCUGCAUGAGCUAUCUCCGGUAGUAUGGGUGCACCCAGCAGAGGCCCCUGGUUGGCAAGAAGGUAUCCUCUUCCCAAGGUGUACCCAGACUGAAUGUUGUUAUUGCAUACUGAGAGGCAGUUUAUGCAUAUGCAUUCUACUUUUCCUGCUUUAUGGGUACUUUUAAGCUUUUAGUUCCAGGUUAUAUUGAGAAAAUAUUUCCCAGUGUAAUGAUACAUCAUUGCCUAGGAAGUAUUUUCUCAGUAUAAUUCCCUUACCCGCUACCCAAAUUCUACAGAGAAAUGUUUUCUACUUGGCCACUAUCAGGGUUCCUCAUCUGUUGUGUUGACUAUUCAUGGUUUUUUGAUUGCCUAAGGAUUUUGCUGUAGAUGAAGGGAGAGGGCUGUCAGCCCUGAAAAACACAUAGGUCAGAUAUUUAAAAGGCAUGGGUUUCGAGCUGUCUCAAAAUAUUGUCCAAUAGCCAUAACUUUACUAGCCCUUCUGACAUAUGCUGCUAUUACAAAGUGGAAGCUGUUGAAUGUUUAUUGGUGCCCAGGGUUUUGCUCUCCAAUCUAGGUUCAGUUGAAAGAAUUUUGUUUCUAAGACUAUUUUGAAACAUGUCCAGUACAUCACAGAGGAGAUCCGGGCGGACCCUGCAGAUGUGGAGCCGUUAGCCCAGUUGAGGAUAUCCUCCAAGUUAUCCUCUCUGCUGCUGAUGGAAAUGGGAAUGAAGUUAAGUGGUCUGAAAAACUUGAAUCGUUCACAUUUCUCAGCCCUGGGGGUCAUUUACCAGUUCAUUGUAGAAGAAAUAAUCAGGUAAGUAAAAGUUCAUUUCCAGAGAAGGUAAACCCUACUUACUAUCUCUGCAUGAUUUCAGUGGGAAUUGAUUAUCACUAAUCCCCAACUGGGCUAGAAUAAAUGUAAAGUUUGACCUUUUAAAACAAAAAGAGAGGCAAAGUCUCAGCAUAUUCCAAGGAGUGGUAGAAACAGAGCUGAAGGUGUCCCCAUUGUAGAUUAGUCUCUUCUCACUAAAAUUUACUUCCCAAUGUAGGGCCUAAAGGAAACCUUUCUUAAAGACAAGCUGAAACCCCUUGGAAGGCAGGUAAGGAGGUAUGCGUGUACCUGUUACAGACACGUGACCUCUUGGUGCACACUGGGGCUACUUGGACAAGACCAGCAUGCCUUGCUGCACGUGUGUGUAUUUCACUGCUGAGAACAUCCUUUUCUGUAUGCAGUCUGAAAGGAUGUGGAUUACAGAUGGAAGGCCGUUGCACUUGUCCCUUGACAAAAUUCUUUCUGGUGUCUCCUAACUUUAGACACGGGAACUCUUUUUGGAUCUCUACUGACAAGUAAUAAAGUCCAGCCCUCAUAACUUGUUUCCGAACUAGAAAAGACUGUGAGACCCCUAAAUCAUUCUGGUUUUUUUUGGCUUGAGUAAGAACAGUCCUUUUUUAUUUUUCUUCUGUACAGUCUAAAGCUACAGAGAAAAAAAAAACUGCAGUCUUCCCUUGCUGACUCCUGGUACCAUUGGUCUGAAGAGCUGUAGUUGGUCUACUCCUUACUUAGCACUUGAUUGUGUGGGGAAACAAAGGUGGGAGGGGUGGGGAAUACUGGAAAUAAUCAGGGCAGUUUUUUUCUUUCCUGGACCUUGGUACAGUUGACCUUCUCAGCAUUUCCCUUUUGCCUUAGAUGGCAACACCCUCCAGCCCGAAGCAGAGCAAUCCAACCCAGAUUAGUGCAGCCCUGAGGCCUAGCCUUCGGUCUCCCUGGUCUUCAUACAGCUGCACCAACAGACAGACCUCCUUACUUUAACCACAGUGUCAACAUAGUGUCAGAAAGAGAGCAUCUCUUAAGGGAAUAAAACUGAGUUUUGCUUCUUUACCUGUAGUUCAUCUGUGGUGUCAGAAUCCUUGGAGCUGAAGAGAGAAAUCAAAAAAGCAUGAUGAUGGUUGCCUGGUUUCAGGUAGAACUUAAUGCAUUGAUCUUUAGAAACCCCUUCUGUUGAAAGUUGAGUACCCAUGAUCUAAAAUGUCCUGGAGGCAGAUGACAUCUAAAAUAUGUGCUUUCCAACCAGCACAGCUGGCGCUCUUAGCUCCUGAUUGGUUGUGUGUGUGUUGUAUUAAGGAUCGGUGCAGUAAGUUGUAUUUUAAAGUGUUACCUCCCCUCCUAACCCUUCCCCUUCUUGGACACUGAAGGAAAAGACCAACUAGGACAUUAGGCCUCUGGGCACCAAGGAAACAAACAGCUUUCUCAAAGCAGUGACCACUCAAGUCCAACCCAGACAGCUGAGGGAUGGCUGGUGAACUCCAACUAUGGGACAGGCCUGGCAACACAUGUGAGCUUCCCCAAGAACUGUCAGCUGGUUCAGCUCUUUGUUCUCUAGACUCUUAAGUACUGACUGCUUUGACUUUUGUGAUUAUGUUAUGGUGAUGUGUAGUCAAUGUACCAAUAUGUUCACAACCUAGGAUCAUGGUAAUAGAGUGCGUUUUGUUUUGUUUUUUUUAACUGUUCAGAAAAAAAGUAACUUAAGUCACAAAUAUAAGAUUAAAGUGAA